AUGAAAGUAGAAGCAUCAAACCAGCUUCUCGUGCUAGCAUUAACACUAUGCGGAGUCAAUUCCAUUGGAACUACAGAGCCCGACGGAACUCUGGACCCUGCAAUACCCCCCAGCUUUCUCGCUCCGGAUGGCGAGAUUACAGACCCUACCAUACUUAAUCCGGCGCCAGAAUUCCCUGCUCCGCUUGAUGGAACGCCCAAUAUUUCAAUCGUGGCCCAGUCGAAACUGAACGACUUCCUUCUCCUCGAGCAGUAUGCAGCCGCCAGUUACUGCGACUACAAUAACAACUAUCCACAGGGCGGGCGGAGACUUGCCUGUGACAACGAUGUGUGCCCUGACCUGGAUCCGCUAGACCAGAUCACUGAAUAUGAGUUCGUUCAUCCUCCGGGAUUUUUGGGUUGGAGUUCAACGGGCUACAUCGCUACCGACAAUAGCAAUCAUCUUACAAUCCUCGCUUUCCGAGGCUCACAUGAUGUUGGGGACUUCAUAAGAGAUGCUCAGCUCGUAAUGACAUCGACCGGUCUUUGCCCUGUAGUCUGCCUAGCUCAUUCCGGCUUCUGGAACACCUGGAAAUUGAGCAGCAAUGAUAUCAUCAAUGCUCUUCUGCCCGUUGUCCGUCAGAAUCCUCAAAAUCGGCUGGUGAUUACUGGGCAUAGCCUUGGUGGUGCCCUUGCUACUUUAGCAGCGACCGUUCUACGAGGUCCCCCCUACAAUCUCGAAUUAGACUUGUAUACCUUUGGGUCCCCGCGGGUCGGAAACUACUUCCUCGCUCGGCACAUUUCUAGACAGGGGAUGGGAAAUAAUUACCGUGUAUCCCACAUUCACGAUCCUGUACCAGGUCUGCCGCUCAAAGGCUUGCCUCCCUUCGGCUAUUUCCAUGUCUGGCCGCAAUGGUACAUCACUUCAGGCAACAAUGUUUCUGUGACUGUCAAUGAUAUUAAUGAGUACAACUGGAAUGAGGAAGCCAUGGCUAUCACGGAUGUUGAGCCACCGGCCGGCUACGAUACAGACGUUACUACGGCUUUGGACAUCCCAAAUGUUGCUGCGCAUUUGUGGUAUUUCCGUCAAGUCAGUGGUUGCACCUUGACAACGCCUACGACGGCUCUUGCGACUUUUCGCCGACGUCAAAGAAUAAGGCGCCAAUGA
Messenger RNA from Letharia columbiana, 1146 nucleotides. RefSeq lists its product as uncharacterized. The transcript has 4 exons. Lineage: Eukaryota; Fungi; Ascomycota; Lecanoromycetes; Lecanorales; Parmeliaceae. The record is from RefSeq and is a predicted model, not a curated record. Bases 1 to 1146 code for a protein of 381 amino acids. Gene Ontology annotation, biological process: lipid metabolic process.